Molecule: messenger RNA, 1395 nt
Organism: Penicillium cinerascens
Lineage: Eukaryota; Fungi; Ascomycota; Eurotiomycetes; Eurotiales; Aspergillaceae
Product: MFS transporter
Exons: 5
Coding region: 1-1395 (464 amino acids)
Biological process (GO): transmembrane transport
Molecular function (GO): transmembrane transporter activity
Source: RefSeq, a predicted model, not a curated record
AUGCUGGUGGACUUUGCCGGCAAAGAUGACCCUUAUCAUCCACUAAAUUGGCCUUUCCGGAAGAAGGUGAUCACGACGUUUCUAUAUGGUCUCACUACGUGUUGGAUAACGUUCGCAUCGGCCAUUUACUCAGCAGCAAUUGAACGAAUCGCGGAGGAUUUCAAUACCACACCGGAAGUUGCGGCUUCGGGCGUGAGUCUGAUUGUUUUCGGCUUCGGAAUCGGCUCGUUGAUAUGGGCCCCUUUGAGUGAAGUGUUCGGGCGGAAAUGGGUCGUUAUCGUGCCUUACUUCAUAGGCGGUAUUUUCGCAUUUGGAACUGCGACUGCCAAGGAUAUCCAAACCAUCCUCAUCACAAGAUUCUUCGCUGGCCUGUUCGGCAGUGCACCGGUUAGCAACACGGGAGGUGUAAUGGCAGAUAUUUGGCCACCUGAGCAGCGCGGAAUCGCCGUGGUUGGGUACGCUGUCACCUUGGUCGGAGGGCCUUUGCUUGGACCGCUCAUCGGGGCCGCCAUAACCACGAGUUAUCUGGGUUGGCGUUGGAUCGAGUACCUGACGGGCAUUGUUAUGAUGGCGCAGGUGGUCUUGGAUAUCCUGGUCUUGGACGAAAGCUACGCUCCGGUAUUACUAUCAUACAAAGCCCGGAAACUCCGAUUCGAAGGCAAAAAUUGGGCAUUGCAUGCCAAGCACGAGGAGUGGGACAUCUCCUUGAAGGAACUGUCACAUAAAUACUUGAUCCGUCCCGUCCAGAUGUUGAGAACACCAAUCUGUCUGCUGAUGAGUAUCUAUGCCGCCUUUGUGUAUGGAAUCUUGUAUGCUAAUCUUGAAAGUUUCCCUAUCGCCUACCAAGAGGUUCGCGGCUGGGAUCCAGUAGUGGGAAGUCUCCCAUUCAUCGCUCUACUCAUCGGUGUCUUUUGCGCCGCUGCCGUGAAUAUCUACAACAACAAGUUCUAUUUUAAACAAUUUCGCGCCAAUAACAACAGGCCUGUUCCAGAAGCCCGACUGCCACCGAUGAUGAUUGGUGGCUUCGCUUUCACGGCCGGCCUUUUUAUCUUUGGAUGGACUUCCUCCCCAAACAUCAAUUAUUGGCCUUCUUUAAUUGGCAUCGGCUUUAUUGGUCUAGGAUUUACGACCAUCUUCCAGGCAACUAUCAACUAUUUGGUUGAUACCUUUACUCGCUUCAGCGCCAGUGCUAUAGCCGCGAAUACCUUUCUGCGGUCAAUGACGGCGGGUGCGUUUCCCCUAUUCAUUCUUCCCAUGUAUCAUAAAUUGGGUGUGGAUUGGGGCAGUACUGUCUUCGGUUGUGUCGCGGCCGUGCUGAUUCCCGUGCCAUUUCUUUUCUUUACUUGGGGCAAACGGAUCCGUGCGCGGGGCGAGUGGAGUAAACAGACAGUUUAA